Pocillopora verrucosa is the source of this 8266-nucleotide messenger RNA. RefSeq lists its product as uncharacterized. The record is from RefSeq and is a predicted model, not a curated record. NCBI's taxonomy places the organism in Eukaryota, Metazoa, Cnidaria, Anthozoa, Scleractinia, Pocilloporidae.
AUGAAAUUUUCUGUUUCCACUUCGCAUUUGAUGUAUGACAUUGCAUGAGUCGAGGAAAUUGACAAGCUAUCGUCUGUCUGGUAACAUCUUCCAUGAGGAAUUCAGGAUGUCGAUGUGGACAACUUUAGGCCUGAUUACUUGGCUAAACAGUUUUUUUUCGUCAGCAUCUGUUGCGGCUCCUGCUAUAGAUGUUUACAUUAGCAGUGAAGGUUGCGAUGAUCGGCCAAAGACACCGAACACAUGUGGAAUUGCUUACAUCAAGGUGAACGGCGAGGAUUAUUCUCGUCACGGCAGAGGACAUAAUGUUGUUGUUGUGGACGGUGCAACAGGUGUCAUUCUUGAUUCAAAAGAAUUCGACACAUACGGGAAUAUAUUUGCCGGUAACAACCUAAGGGACUACCUCAACAACAUUAGAGGAAACAAAAUCGUUUUGGUCGGUGUUCAAGACGAAGGUUCGAGAUAUGCUUCAUCAGCGGUUAGCGCUCUCAAAAGACUGGGGGCUCGUGAUCCUGUUCUUGGAAGCAUGCGGUCGUCUUUUGCAUUUGCUGGUUACGCGGGCACAGGACAACCAGCCUGGAUGACACAAAAAAAGAUACAAGAGUGGAACGCGAGAUUUCAUGGGCCCAGUCAAAUAACUCUGAAAAUUCCCCUUUCAUCAAGAGGCUAUAAAUGUCAAAACCAAACUUUACAGGGACAAAAAGGCGUCAUUUACUCACCUAACUAUCCAGAAAUAUACCCAGAUGGGCAAUACUGCAUGUGGAGGAUCAUGGUGAAAGCAUCUUUUCAAGUGGCCUUAAUUUUUACACGCUUCAGUCUACAAUCUGAGAACAACACGGACGCUGUUUAUGUGUACGAUGGCAAUGACCAAACAGGGAACGUAUUAGGAGUGUUCUAUGGGGGUCAGCUUCCCCCCAGGAAUGGAAUUUAUUCUUCGUCAAACAGCCUCCUUGUAAUAUUCAGAUCAGAUAAGAAUGGUUCUUUCUAUGGGUUCCAAGCCUCUUAUAGCGCUGUUAAGUGUUCUGGAGCCCUUGGAAUGGAGAGUGGGGCGAUUUCUGGUGCCCAGAUAACUGCUUCUUCGCGAAUGAACAACAACAGCACACCAAGACAGGCGAGACUGAACUUCAUUGAACAGGGAAUCAAGCAAGGGGGGUGGUCGUCUCUCAAAAAUGAUCGUAACCAAUGGCUUCAGGUGGAUCUUGGCAGUCACACCAUUGUAACAGGUGUGGCGACUCAAGGGAGGAACUCAACAAAUUGGCGACAGUGGAUAAAAACUUUCACGUUACAGUUUAGUUUUGACGGAGUGAUCUUCCAGUCAUACAAAGAGCCAGGGAAAAUGUCAGCAAAAGUACUUCACGCCAAUCAAGACAGUGAUACAGUUGUGUAUAACAAGUUGAUCUCACCAAUCACAGCUCGUUAUAUCAGGCUUUUACCAGUCACAUGGCACAACCAUAUAUCACUCAGAAUGGAGCUUUAUGGGUGUCGAGGUUGUUCCUCAUCACUUGGCAUGGAGAGUCAGGUUAUCUCCGAUGCCCAAAUCACUGCCUCCACCCAAUGGAAUAAUGACAAUUCUGCAAAAUUUGCACGGUUAAACUUGGGCGGCUGGGUUGCCAGAGCAGUCUAUCCUAGACAAUGGCUUCAGGUGGAUCUGGGAACUUACUCAAGCGUAACAAGUGUUGCAACUCAAGGAGUGAACUUACGAGGAUGGCGAAAAUGUUGGACAGUUAGUUACAAUCUACAAUACAGUGAUGAUGGAAUAACCUUUCAUUUUUACAAGGGUCCUGGAGAAACUCUACCCACGGUGCUCAGUGGAAAUCAAAACUUCCACUCAGUUGUGUCAAACAAGUUGAGGCAACCAAUUACAGCUCGUUACAUUCGAUUCAAACCUUUACUCUGGAACUAUCGAAUUGGAAUGCGAACCGAGAUCCAUGGUUGCCUAGAGUGCACUGUCCCUCUUGGAAUGGAAAGUAGGUCGAUAUCUGAUGCGCAAAUCACCGCUUCUUCGCAAUUGAAUGGAAACCACUCCGCAGUACAGGGCAGGUUGCAUUUUCAGGCCGUGGGAAACAAAGCUGGAGGGUGGUCGGCUCUUACGAGCGAUAUAAACCAAUGGCUUCAGGUGGAUUUUGGUAGUUACACUCAUGUGACACAACUGGCGACUCAGGGGGUGAACGGAGUUGAUGAAUGGGUGACCAGAUACAAGUUGCAGUUUAGUGAUAAUGGACUGACCUACAAGUUCUACCAAAAAACUGGGGACACUUCGGUCACGGAGUUUAAGGGAAACCAAGAUCGUAACGAGGUUGUGUAUAAUACCCUUCGUCCGCCACUCAAAGCGCGCUAUGUCCGCAUAAUCCCAACACAGUGGAAUAAACAUAUCUCCAUGAGGAUAGAGCUCUUUGGAUGUCCAGAUUGCAUUGCACCCGUCGGUAUGGAGAGCGGACUGAUCUCCGAUGACCAAAUCAGUGCAUCAUCACAAUUGGAUGAUAAUCAUGCGCCAAAGCGCGCCAGACUGAAUACCAAGAUGAGUGGGAUAAAACAGGGAGGUUGGCUUCCUCUAACAAAUGACCGUAAUCAAUGGCUUCAAGUGGAUCUUAAUAGUUAUACUCGAGUAACACGAGUAGCAACUCAAGGGAUGGAUGGCUAUGAGCAGUGGGUGACUUCCUUCCAGUUAGAGUACAGUAUUAACGAAAUCACUUUCAAGUCUUACAUGGAAAGUGUUGGCAACCCCAAGAUAUUUCUCGGCAAUGGUGAUAGUGAAACUGCUGUUUACAACAUUCUUAAACCUCCAAUCACAGCACGAUACAUAAGGAUCUUACCCAUAACGUGGUAUAAAAACAUAGCGAUGAGAAUAGAGAUCUACGGUUGUACAGUGUGUAGCACACCUCUUGGUAUGGAAAGUGGAGCAAUCAAAGAUGCACAAAUAACCGCCUCUACACAGUGGGAUGGCAAUCAUGACACAUCAAGGGCUAGGCUGAAUUUGAAGUUGACUGGAGUAAAGAGAGGAGCCUGGUCAACUCGUGUACUGGAUCUCAAACAGUGGCUUCAAGUCGAUCUUGGCAGCUAUACCACUGUGACCGGUGUCGCGACUCAGGGAAGGAAUGCACCACGAUUACAGCAGUGGGUGACUAAGUACAGGUUGCAAUAUAGUACUGAUGGAGUGAACUUUCAUUUUUACAUAGAAAAAGGCGACAACUCAUUCAAGGUGUUUAGUGGUAAUCAAGACCGAGACAGCAUUGUGUACCACAAAUUGGUAAGGCAAAUUACGGCACGUUACAUCCGGUUCAUUCCGGUGGAAUGGCAAAGUCACAUCUCUAUGAGAGUGGAAAUCUAUGGCUGCGCAGGAUGCUUUGAACCGCUUGGUAUGGAGGAUGGAACGAUCACUGAUGACCAGGUCAGUUCUUCUACGCGACUGGAUGACAACCAUUCGCCAAGUAAGGCCAGGUUGAAUUUUAAAGAAGAAGAAAACAAGGCCGGGGGAUGGUCAGCUCAGACAAACGACGAAAACCAAUGGCUGCAGGUCGAUCUUGGGAGUUAUACAAGAGUUACGCGUGUGGCGACUCAAGGGUUGAAUGUCAACAACGAGUGGGUGACCAAAUACAAGUUACAAUUCAGUGACGAUGGAAAAAACCUCCAGAAUUACAAGCAACAGGGUGACAGCGAAUGGACGGUGCUGAAUGGGAAUAAAGGAAGUGAUGCCAUUGUAUAUAACAAUCUGAAUCCUCCAAUCACAGCAAGGUUUAUACGAUUUAUACCAAUCAGUUGGCACAAUAAGAUUUCCAUGACAACAGAGAUCUUUGGCUGUCCAGCAUGUAUGACUGCUCUUGGAAUGGAAAGUCAGGCAAUAGAAGAUGCUCAGAUAAGUGCUUCCUCGCAACUGGAUGGAAACCAUUCUGCAAUACAAGGUAGACUACACCUUACGAGAAACAGUCAAAAGCAAGGUGGCUGGACGGCUCUCACAGAUGAUCGUAACCAGUGGCUACAGGUGGAUCUUAAUACUUUUGCGCGGGUAACGGUAGUAGCGACCCAAGGAAGAAACGGAUUCAAAGAAUGGGUUACCAAAUACAGCUUGCAAUAUAGCGAUGAUGGUGUGACCUUCACGUUCUACAAGGAACCUGACAGCAACUCCGAAAAGGUGUUUGAUGGAAACCGAGAUUCAGAUACUGUCGUAUACAACAAACUAACUUCGCCAAUAACAGCUCGGUACAUACGGCUAAUACCAAUGACGUGGAAUAACCACAUCUCGAUGAGGAUGGAUUUAUAUGGCUGUCCAGGCUGUAUGUCCCCGUAUGGCAUGGAAAAUCGCAAAAUUUCGGAUUCUCAAAUCAAGUCGUCAACGCAGCUGGAUGAAAAUCACUCUGCAAAGCAUUCCAGGUUACAUUCAAAGGCAAAUAGAGAAAACGGAGGAAGCUGGUCAGCGCUUAAAAAUGACGUAGACCAAUGGCUUCAGGUGGAUCUUGGUAGUUACAUACGGGUGACGGGCAUUGCUACGCAGGGGAGGAAUGGGCAUGACGAGUGGGUGACCAAGUUCAGACUGCAAUAUGGUGAAAAUGAGGACAUCUUUCAUUUCUUUGAGGAUCCAGGACAUUUUGCUGCGCAGGUUUUCAAUGGAAAUACGGACAGUGACACUGUCGUGUACAACACACUGACUCCACCAAUUAUAACGCGUUACAUUCGAUUCAAACCCGCUGAGUGGCACAAUCGAAUAUCAAUGAGAACUGAGAUCUAUGGCUGUCCAGGUUGCAUAAAUCCUCUCGGAAUGGCAUUUGGAUCGAUAUCUGAUACUCAGAUAAUUGCAUCAUCACAACUGGAUGGUAAUCACUCUGCAUCACAGGCCAGGUUACAUUUCCAAGCGGAUGGUAACAAAGUUGGGGGUUGGUCAGCUCUCACAAAUGAUCGUGACCAAUGGCUUCAAGUGGAUUUUGGUAGUUACACAAAAGUGACGCGUUUGGCGACUCAGGGGAUGAAUGGCUACGAUCAGUGGGUGACCAGAUAUAUGUUACAAUAUAGUGAUGAUGGAAUAACCUUCCACCUCUACAAAGAAGCUACAUCCAGCUCUGCAAAGGAGUUCGAUGGGAAUCAAGACCAAAAUACUGUUGUUUAUAACAUAUUGAGCCCACCAAUAACCACUCGUUACAUUCGACUGAAACCGCUGGCCUGGAACGACCGGAUAUCGAUGAGAAUGGAGAUCUACGGAUGCCCAGGUUGUGCAGCACCACUUGGCAUGGAUAGCGGGGCAAUCACCGAUGCACAGAUAAGUGCUUCUUCACAGUGGGAUGGCAAUCAUGGGGCCAGGCAAGGAAGGUUACAUUAUAAGAAACUUCCGGGAACCUCCGGAAGUUGGUCAUCACGUGCAAAUGAUUUAAACCAGUGGUUUAAAGUGGAUCUUGGUCAAUACACGACAGUGACUGGUAUAGCGACCCAAGGCAGACAACGCUAUGACGAAUAUGUGACAGCAUAUAAGUUGCAGUAUAGUGACGAUGGAGUAACUUUUCAGUUUUAUAAGGAGAAGCCACUCGAAACUGAAAAAGUCUUUCGUGGAAAUAGUGACAGAGAGACCGUCGUUUAUCACGAAAUACGCGAACCAAUCAGAGCACGCUACAUACGAAUUAGACCGGUGAGUUGGUACCGACACAUAUCCAUGAGGGUUGAGAUUUAUGGCUGUCCAGGCUGUGUAUCCCCCCUCGGCAUGGAAAGUAAAUUCAUCUCUGAUGCGCAAAUAUCUGCCUCCUCACAACUGAAUGAUGAUCGUGCUCCAGCACAUGCCAGGUUGCACAGUCAAACAGUCACUGAUGGUAAAAAUGGGGGGUGGUCUGCUCGCAAGAACGACCUUUAUCAAUGGUUUCAAGUGGACCUUGGAAGUAAAGUAAUUGUGACGCGUGUAGCAACACAGGGGAUAGAUGGACUCGACGAGUGGGUGACAAAAUACAGAAUACAAUUUAGCUAUUCUGGGAUAAAUUUCCAAUUUUACAAGAAAGCAGAACACAGUUCUGCACAGGUUUUCGAUGGAAAUGACGACAGUUCCACAGUUGUAGUCAAAAGACUGAGUGAGCCAAUCAGAACACGUUUCGUCCGAUUAUUACCGCUAGAGUGGCAUAAACACAUAUCAAUGAGAAUUGAGAUUUACGGAUGCCCAGACUGCAUCGCACCUCUUGGUAUGGAAAGCGGAAAUAUCGCUGACUCAAAGAUAACUACAUCCUCGAUUUUGGAUGACAAUAGCCCUGCAAGUCAAGCCAGGUUAAAUUAUAAAGCGGACGGUGGCUUUGGGGGAGGUUGGUCAUCUCUCAUAAAUGAUGCUAACCAAUGGCUUCAAGUAGAUCUUGGUACUUACACACGUGUGACACGUGUGGCCACUCAAGGAAGGAAUGGGUACGAUCAGUGGGUGACCAAGUAUACGAUGGAGAACAGUGAGGAUGGCCAAAGCUUCCAGGUGUACAAACCAUCUAAUGCUAGCGUUGCGAGGGUUUUUACUGGAAAUCAAAACAGCGAGGCAGUGGUUUACAACAGUUUGAGCCCACCAAUCACAACAAGGUUCAUACGGCUUAUACCGGUAGAGUGGCACAAUCAUAUCUCUAUGAGGAUAGAGAUCUAUGGCUGUCCAGGAUGUGCUGCAGCACUUGGUAUGGAGAAUAAAGAAAUACCCGUUGCCAACAUAAGGGUAUCCUCCCAAAUGGAUGAGGAUCAUGGUGCAAAGGAAGCGAGGUUAAAUUCGAAAGCAGACGGGAACAUGGGAGGUGGGUGGUCAGCCAUGAGCAAUAACUUCAAUCAGUGGCUUCAAGUGGAUAUCGGUGAUAACUCUCGAUUGACAGGUGUUGCGACUCAGGGGAUGAAUGGGAACAACCAGUGGGUGUCCAGAUACCUCAUACAGUAUAGCAGUGACGGAGUGACUUUUGAAUUUUAUAAUGCAACAGAAGACAGUUCUGCAAAGGUAUUUUAUGGAAAUCAGGACAGUGACACAGUUGUAAAAAACAUACUCAGUCCACUAAUAACAGCACGUUACAUUCGCCUGAUGCCUGUUGAGUGGCAUAAUCAUAUAUCGAUGAGGGUGGAAAUCUACGGCUGCUCAGUGUUUGCUGGUUCGCCAACUGUACCACCAUCAGAAAUGACGACAGAAGCUAACACAGACAAAGAAGGGGGAAUACUCGGAGCGCAACAAGGAAACAAGAAAAAAGAAGGCGUCAAGGUACUUGCUGUGGUGUUACCCUUGGUAAUCAUUUUAAUCGCUGUCGUAGCAUUGGGUGUAUUCUUUUACUGGAAAAGGAGAGGUCAAAAGAAUGUGGACAUCAACACAGUUGCAUUUCAGACGGGAACCGAUGAAUUAAACUAUGCAGUGAACAAAAUAUACGAUGAUCGGGGAACCAGUGAAUUAAACUAUGCAGUGAACAAAAUAUACGAUGAUCGUAAAUCAUCCGGUUACCAACUCCUCAGCGAAGAAAACUUAAGUUGAUGAGAAUAGGGAUGCGCUGGUGCCUGACUGAAACUGAAAAAAUAAGCAGCAAGGAUAUGUUUUAGCUUAUUAGUGUUUUAAGAGAUUUUUAAAAACAAAAACAAAAAAAAUCCUCUGAGGAUUCUAAUCAUUUUCCCAAAUAAUAGUGGUAGUAAAAAACGCCAAGCGAAAGUAACAGGUACCGUUUUUCUUAUUAGUUAGAGGAGAAUGAGUUAGGUAGCCAGUUUUUGAAUGUGCAAAUAUCUCUGAAAAGAUGGUCAAUUUUAGUUUGUUUGCUGUCUAAACGAUGUAAGUGUAUGACAAUGGAUGAUUACUAGCUUAUAGAGCGUUAGCACAUCAACCAAUCAGAAGAUUAGAAAAUACCUUUAAAAACCAAAGAGAACUCAAAGUAAAACCACGCAAACUGCCCAAAGCGCGGGAGAACACGGGUGACCAAGUCGUGAUUGGCUUUAGUUUUGUAUCUGAUUGGUUGAGAGAGUAUAUGGCGCGAGUUCUUUGGACUAAUCAUAGAGCGGAGUGAGGGAAAUCCAAAGCAAUCCCUGAUUACUUUCGACACCCCAUUAAAAACCGCUCUGCUUUAAAAAGCACACAAAAAUUCGUUGUUCAACUAAAAAAUAUGGCUCGCAAGCAUUCAAUAAACCCACAUUUUAGAUUACUGGAUGAAUAUCAACAAAUGUUUAUCUUGAUUAAAUUUUUUGCCCUUAUAUGGAUAUGAUUUAUGGAAAAAUACCUUUAGCGUAGUUCUGAACGGUUUCAGAGAGUGUAUUCAUAGCCGUAAAUACAGUCAAUUACAUUUUAUCUUGAUAAUAAAAGUAAUCUAAUCUCUCA